Molecule: messenger RNA, 1082 nt
Organism: Limulus polyphemus (Atlantic horseshoe crab)
Lineage: Eukaryota; Metazoa; Arthropoda; Merostomata; Xiphosura; Limulidae
Product: outer dense fiber protein 3-like
Exons: 8
Coding region: 54-821 (255 amino acids)
Cellular component (GO): cytoskeleton
Source: RefSeq, a predicted model, not a curated record
UGUAACAAAGAGACAUAUCGUAGUUCGAUUCCAGAGUGAGAAGUUGUGAAAAUAUGGUGUUAAAGAGCGACUCCCCCACGGGCUACUAUGUCCAGCAGCGGCCCUGGACCCCAACCAAAAGAAGAGGUCCCAUAGCAGCAGAGUACACCAGUCCAGGACCAGCUGCAUUCACACUGCCUUCAACUAUCGGUGCAGGAGGUCGGGAAUUGACGGGUACAAAGUCACCAGCUUUCAGCUUCGGAAUUAAAACAGAAGAAAAGAGAGAGGUUAUCAAGCCUGGUCCAGGCAGCUAUAAUAUUUCUGGGAUCUCCCAAAAAGGAAAGGACAUAGUUCAGGCUCCUACCAUCUCCGGUCGACUACAAGAGCCUGCACCAUUCAAAACCCCUGCUCCUGGAGCUUAUAGCCCUGAAAAAGCAGGCAAGACAGUUCUCAAUGGAUCACCUAGUUAUACUUUUGGUAACAAAGCCAAGGAUCCGAAGCAGGACAAUUUUCCAGCUCCAAAUUCAUAUAAUGUGGAUAUAUGGGAAAACACUCAACCCCAAUCUCCCUCUUACUCGAUGGGAACCAAAUUGAAUGAUGCUACAAUAAACAAGAACCCUGGGCCAGGAUCAUACAAUAUCCCUUCGAGUGAUGUCUCUAGGGUUAAGUCUCCGGCAUAUACCCUCAGCCAACGAACUCCUAUAAUCACUGAUCGUACCCAGAAGCCAGGUCCAGGAACUCACUCGCCUGAAAAAGUGUGGAUUAAUAAACAGAACUCACCUCAAUAUUCUUUUGGCAUCAGACACACGCCAUAUAUAGUCAUUCCAACUUUUAAAUCUUAGAAGCAGGCAAGCGUGAUCAUGUCCCCUUUGUCUGGACAUACUGGUUUAUGUUGUCACUAAACAAAGUCCUGCCUAUACCUUUGGUGUGGCACAUUCACCUUAUGUUUACCUUGCUCCUGGAAAAUCUCCUUGAUUCAACGAUCUUAACUACUGCUGAUCUUUGAUUGCAUAGCUUUUACUGCCACUUCUUAAUGGAAGAACCAGGACUAAGAACCGAAUUUUUUCUAAAUGCUAUAUCUUAUACAUAAUAAAUGAAACUAU